AGGGAGAGAGGUCCUGGGACUCCUUUCUCUCAAGCCGUCUAACUGGGUUUAUGGAGCCUGUGCAGCUGAAAAAUGAAAGUUUCUUCAGUGGUCAUCGUUCUCCUGACUAGAGCUUUCCUUGGAGAGGUGUGCCAGGCCGUGAACGUCACGGUCUCUCCUGGCCCCGUCGCAAUGUCCCUGGAGCGCGAUAACCUUACACUCUCCUGCCAAGUAUCCCAGAAGAAGAGGGCGAACAGCCUGCUCGUGGUGCGCUGGCUGUUCUCAGCAGGGGGCGCUGAGGAGCAGCUCAUCGUCAAGCUCAACAUGAAGCGGGCCAAGUACUACGGGAACUACACCAAGCGUUUCGCUCGGCCCAAGCUGAAGCUCUUCGAGGCCAAGCAGGGCAAGGCCUACAACCUGCUCAUUCUGAACAUUUCCAAGGAGGACAGGGGCCUUUACAUAUGCAAGGUGCAGGAAAUCAGGAAGCACCAAAAUCGCUGGAGGGCCGCGUCCAACGGGACAGCUGCUACAGAGUUAAGAGUGCACGUUUUGCCAGACACGAAAAGCAGAGAAGGAAUAUGGCAACUUUUUGAAGAUGUCUACCUAUGUGCAGUGCUGAUCUGCUCUGUCGGCCUUGUGUGUAUGUGCAUGUUCACUGUGGCCAUCACCUGCCAGUACCUGCACAGGAAGCAGAGGGAGAAAGCCAGUUACUAUUUAGUCAAGUGCCCUCAAAACAGCUCAGGGGAGACGGUCACCAGUGUUGUCAGCUCAUCCCCCGUGAUCCCCAAGAAAAAGAAGAAAUACAAAAAGAAAACAAUCCAAGAGAACGCAGAGAUACCACCAGCAAUACCUGCUAAAGCUCCGGUUGCAGACAAACUGCGAAAACCAAAGCUUUUAAAACCUCAGCCAAGAAAAGUGGUUUUGCCAAAGAUUGCAGAGGAAAGCUUGAUGUACGCCGAGCUGGAGCUGGUCAAACCACUGCCUGACACCAAAGCAGCGUGCACAGGGACUGUGUACGCCCAGAUUCUCUUUGAGGAAAAACAGCUGUAAAAAAGAAACACCUGGAUCAAAACUGCAUUCAAUGCCAAUACUGUCUAUUUAUAUGAUGUAUUGUAUCAUUUUGUAUUUUUAUGUUGUUUUAUGUUGUGUGUGUGUGUGGGUUUUUUUGGACAAUGGGGCUAUUUAAGCCGACAACAUCAUGCGGUUUAAAUGGGUGUUUAUCUUCAUUUCUUUUGAGACUUAAUAUUUUGUAAAAAAGAAAAAAAAAACAAAAAC
This is a messenger RNA of Megalops cyprinoides (Indo-Pacific tarpon), 1254 nucleotides long. RefSeq names its product V-set and transmembrane domain containing 4b (gene vstm4b). The record is from RefSeq and is a predicted model, not a curated record. Lineage: Eukaryota; Metazoa; Chordata; Actinopteri; Elopiformes; Megalopidae. The transcript has 8 exons. Bases 73 to 1029 code for a protein of 318 amino acids.